AUGGACGGUUCAAGUCACAUGAAGCUUGUUCAAAGGAGAGCACUACAACUACAAUACAGUCAACAAGACGUUGGGUUUGGUUUAGGGGAAGAUAGUGUCCUUGUUUCUUCAUCACAGGUUCCUCACUUUGGUGAGAUUCCUGUAGAGCGUAAAGAAAGAAGAACCUGGACGCCUAUAGACGAUCAAGUGCUCAUAUCCUCUUGGUUAAACACAAGUAAAGAUCCGGUGGUAGGGAACGAGCAACGUUCUGGAGCUUUUUGGCAGAGAAUUGCCGCGUACUUUGCAGCAUCACCAAAGAUUGCAUUCAGUGAAAGAAGGGAGGCCGCUGCAAGCAGAGAGAGAACCAGCGGGCAAAACGAUAACGACGUUCUGAAGCUAGCGCAUGAGAUCUUCUUCAACAACCACAAGAAGAAGUUCACUCUAGAACAUGCGUGGAAAGAGCUUCGGAACGAUCAGAAAUGGUGUGACCUGUCAACUGUUAAAACGGAGAGUGGCUGUAAAAGGAGGAAGCUCGACGACAGCGCACAAUCAGCAACCUCUCACGCAUCUGAAUCCAUGACUGAUCGUCCCCCGGGUGUUAAGUCAGCUAAAGCCAAUGGUAAGAAGAGAAAUGCAGAGGAAAGGCUGUCUGAGUUUUCGGGUAUGUGGAGCAUCAGGAAGGAGAAUAUGGCUAUCAAAGAAAGGCUGUCGAAGAUGAAGCUCCUUGAUAGGCUACUUGCAAAAGUUGAGCCGCUUGAUGAGUCUGAAAAAACCUUGAAACAGAAACUGAUCAAUGAGUUAGUCUCUAAUUAG
Molecule: messenger RNA, 792 nt
Organism: Brassica oleracea var. oleracea
Lineage: Eukaryota; Viridiplantae; Streptophyta; Magnoliopsida; Brassicales; Brassicaceae
Product: glutathione S-transferase T3-like
Exons: 3
Coding region: 1-792 (263 amino acids)
Source: RefSeq, a predicted model, not a curated record